AUGUCUCUCAAGCAUCUCAAGGCAUUCGAGGACGACCUCAUGACUACCCAUGGCGAAGAGCAAGUUGGCACCUACGACAAGCACAUCGUUGCGAGAGCCCGGAAGAUCCACCAAAGCCUUCUCACAACGCCCUUUACCGCCUUACUGUCAGUCGUCCAGAUUUUCCCGCUGCUACUGUCGUCCCCAUUCAAGGGCGUAAGAAGCCGCCAGCAGUUCCCCGACAUCAUCCUCACCAACGGCCCAGCUACGGGCUUUAUCGUCGGAUUGGUUGCCUAUCUUCUCAAGUUGUUUUGCAUUGUCCCCGAAGACACAAUGCAAGUUCUCUAUAUUGAGUCCUGGGCCCGAAUUCGCACACUUAGUCUAACCGGAAAGCUGUUCCACCGUACCGGGAUCGCUGACCUGCUGUUAGUUCAACAUGAGAAGGUGGCUAAGGCAUACGGUGUUACGAACGCAGGCUGCAUGGUUGUGAAAAGGACGAGCGACAUGCAAACUUGA
Messenger RNA from Colletotrichum spaethianum, 495 nucleotides. Its product is annotated as UDP-N-acetylglucosamine transporter yea4. The record is from RefSeq and is a predicted model, not a curated record. Lineage: Eukaryota; Fungi; Ascomycota; Sordariomycetes; Glomerellales; Glomerellaceae. The transcript has a single exon. Gene Ontology annotation, cellular component: UDP-N-acetylglucosamine transferase complex. Bases 1 to 495 code for a protein of 164 amino acids. Gene Ontology annotation, biological process: dolichol-linked oligosaccharide biosynthetic process.